GUCGGCUCAUACUUGUUCGACUCGAGUGCACAGCAGCAAGCACGCGGCGGGACUUGCGGGAUAUAGCGUCGGUCCAGAGCAGGAGCAGCGAGUUUGCACCUCGACCUACCUCCACGUCAACUUUGACAACCGCGACAAACACUUUCCCUUCGCCAUCGGCCGAUCCGAAGCCAUAACAACAGGCCACAUACGGCGCAGUACCGCUCCCCCAUCGCACAUCUCCCCUCCCGAUUCCGAUUACACCCACCCAAGACCUCGGGAUGCCGCCUGUCACCGAGGAGCCCAAGAAGAAGCGUCGGCGCCGCGUCGCCGCACUCACCUGCGAGCAGUGCACGAGGCGCAAACAACGCUGCAACAAGGAGAUCCCAUGCAACCACUGCGUGCAGCGCGGGAUCGCGGACCAGUGUACGCUUUACAUCCCGAGAUGGUCUAGCAGUCCCGAGCCGGCGCCGAGACGGACGCCAGAGCGCGCCGCCGCGAGAGACAUGCCCCCUGCACCUCCCGCGCCUGUCGACGCUGUCGCUGUCGUCGAGGCGCCGAUCAUGCCGGUUGUGCCGCUGCGCUCUCCACCACCUGCCGACUCUGAAGCCGCGUUCCGCGACGAGAUGCGCGCGCGCAUGACGCGGCUCGAGGAGCUGAUCCUCGCGUCUAGCGCCCCCGCGGCGGGCCUGUCCCUCCUCUCUGGGCUGAGCGACAUCGAGCGCGUGCCGGGCAUCCCGCACGCGCACGCCGCGAAGCGGGCCAAGGUCGGCCCGCCGCCUAUCCCCGAGCGCCUGAAGGAGGUGUGCGCGACCAGCGGCGUGUCGCCAGAGACGUUUACCCAGCUCAUUGCCGAGCUGCCGGACCAAGGGUACGCGUCGCGCAUCGUCGUGCAUUACUUCAAGUACAUCAACCCCCUGCGCUACCCCAUCCUCGAGAACAAGUUCUGGUACCCCAUGGACGACCUAUACGACAAGCAGGCGACAGCGAGCGACGACCUCGAGAGCUUGCGGCAUCUGCCCCUCGUGUUCAUCGUGCUCGCGAUCGGCGUGCUGCUCGCGCCCGAGUCGGUCGCGGGGAGCGACAAGCACCGCCGGGCGGAGAGCCUGCGGCUGUACUGGUGCUCCCGCCGCGCCAACCUUUUCACGGCCUCCAUCCAGCCCGAGAGCGUCGAACUCGCCCUCGCCGGCCUCCUGGCAGGCAUGUACCCCUUGCUCGGGCACGACCGGCCGUUGGUCGAGGGCUGGUCCCUGCUCGGCGCGAGCGUCCGUACCGCGAUGGCGGUGGGGCUGCACCGCGACGGGGAGAAGAUGGGCCUCGGGCCCUUCGAGGCAGAGUACCGCCGCCGCAUUUGGGGAUACUUUAUGCACGCGGACCGGCACUACUCGCUCAUCCUGGGCCGGCCGAGUGCGAUCCCCGAGCCGUGCUGGAUCUGCGACGCGUGCGAGCCGAAGAAUGUCGACCUGGAGACCAUUCUCCCCAGCCAGAAGAUUCUCGACCGGCCAAUGGACGAACCGACGUCCACGACGUUCCUUAUCCUCCAGCGACGGCUGGCGCAGAUCGACGGACUGAUCUGUAACUUGCAUCAGAAGCUCAACGAGGUGCCGACCUUCGAGGAGGUGGAGGAGCUCGACGCCAAGAUUGGCCGCUUCAUCGACUCGCUCCCACCUGCGUUUAGGAUCGAGGACGCAGAUACGAGCCACGACGUGCUUCGCCCAUACUUGCCUGUCCAGCGGCACGCCCUCGGUACGGAGAUUGCGUUCGCGCGCAUCUUGCUGCACCGGCCAUGGCUGCUUCGCAAGGCCGAUAACGACAACUUCUUGCUGUCUCGCAAGGCGUGCUUCGAGUCGGCCAAGCUUGAUUUCAGGCUGCGCAAGGCGUUCGCCAAGCGUGAUCCCAGCGCGCACAAGCAGUUCUUCGCGGCGCAGUUUGUGGAAUUCAACUCCGCAGUGGUGGCUGGUAUUGCCGCAGUGACGCAGCCCAACGCGGCUGACGCCGACGAGUUCCGCAUGAUCCUCCGAUGCUUCCUGGAGCACCACCCGCUCGACAACAAAGCGCUGCAGACACCGUCGUCGCAGAAGGAGGUGGCAAUCAUCACGGCGCUCUACAACCGCAGCUUGCAGGUGGCGGCGGGCAACGCGUCCUGGCCGACCACGGACCAGAUCAAGAAGAACCCCAUGCUGAGCGACACGCCGAGCGCGUCGCCCGUCGCCAUGAUGGUGGGCAACGGCGUCGCAGGACUGCCGACCCCGCCGUCGUGCAGCGAAGAAACAGUCACAAAUCUCCUCGGCAAGGACAUCUACACGACCAUGCUCAACCUCGGCGUCGUGAGCGCGCCGUCGGCGCCACUGAGCCGCGUCGACACGGCCUCGCCGAGCGUCACGGUCGACUCGUCGUCCCGAAGCGGCGGCACAAUCUUCACGCCGCCGUCCAACAUGGACUGGAUGGACACGGGCGUGCUCUUCCCCGACACCAACAUGGACAUGGGGGCGGCGCUGGAGGAGCUCGGCCUGCCACCACAGCGCGGGCCUGGAAACUUGAUUGUGGACCCCAAUCCGUUGAUGAGAUGGGCUAAUUCUGAAUACUACCAGUAGCAUUUGUUGUACUAUAAGAUGAUACAAG
Vanrija pseudolonga is the source of this 2601-nucleotide messenger RNA. Its product is annotated as putative transcriptional regulatory protein. Gene Ontology annotation, biological process: regulation of DNA-templated transcription; DNA-templated transcription. Bases 261 to 2573 code for a protein of 770 amino acids. The record is from RefSeq and is a predicted model, not a curated record. Gene Ontology annotation, molecular function: zinc ion binding; DNA binding; DNA-binding transcription factor activity, RNA polymerase II-specific. NCBI's taxonomy places the organism in Eukaryota, Fungi, Basidiomycota, Tremellomycetes, Trichosporonales, Trichosporonaceae. The transcript has 6 exons.